GUGAUCCAGCGAGGGGCCCCGCCCCCUCAGUCGUGUGACCGUCGGGCGGGAGGGAAUUCUAGCAACCGACUCUGUUUACGUCUGGCUAAUGCCUGGGUAACCGCUACCGCACUCAAACGGUCCCGGAAGUGCUGGCGGUUGAGGGCGGAGGGCCGGAGCGGGACAGCAGCUGGGUCGCAGCCCGCCACCCCCUCGCGCUGCAGCUGCUCGCGCUCGUGGGGUCGCUGCGCGGGGAGGGCAAAUCCCCUACCCCAACCGCCGCGCACGCGGCCGAUCAGGGCGGGCCCGGCAGGUGCGGCCCCGCCCUGCCCCGCCCCUUCCUGCGCCGCCCCCCCGCGGUGCGUCAUGCGUGAGGGACCGGGUUUGUCUGCGCAGGUCACGUGCCCAUUUUGUUCUCGGCGUUUGUGGUCCGUUAUUGCACGUGGCCAGGUGUUCUGUUGUCCACUUCGUUAGCUCCUUGGGAGCACCCGACUGGUACGUCCACAGUUGCAACAUUGCUACGGUUUGUCAGUCCCUGGCAGUAGGGUUUUGGCUGCUGGAAAGUCCAUUUUUCUGCUGUCAGAGGAAAAGUCUUUCAAGAGUUGCCUUUCUCAGGUGACAUUCAGGUAUCUCCAGGCAGGACUGGCUAAGGCUGAGGGUGGCCUGGGCUAGCUGUGGAUUUCCUGAUGGAAGGUAACACGGAAGAUGAACCUCAAUCUUUGCAAAGCUGCAUGUAUCAGGGAUUAAAGCAUCUGUACCAGGCCCGUCAGCUCUGUGAUGUCACCUUGGUGGCAGAAGGAAAGCACUUCCCAUGUCACAGGAUGCUGUUGGCCUCUGUCAGCCUGUAUUUCCGGUCCAUGUUCACCAGCAACUUCAGAGAGUCUCGGGAUGGGGAGAUUGUGCUACAGAGUAUGGCACCCUCCACCCUUGAGAGUGUGUUGAACUACCUCUACACUGGGGAGAUAUCACUUUCUUCAGAGACUGCUGAGGACCUGUUUGUAGCAGCCAGCUGGCUGCAGAUCCACCCACUGGAGGAGACAGUGAGCAGGUUCCUUCAAGAGAAUAUUUCCACAGAGAACUGCUUCAGGCUUUGUGCAUUGGCUGACAUCCACAACCACCAGGCUCUGCUUUUUGUAGCCACACACUAUAUCAUGCAGGAGUUUGAACGCCUCUCUGAGGAGGAAGACUUUCUGCAUUUGGAUGCCAACAUUUUGAGCCGUAUCAUCUCCUCAGACAACCUGACAGUUGCUUCAGAACUAGUUGUCUGCCAGGCUGUGCAGCGCUGGGUGAAAUUUCAGCCUGCCCAGCGUCUUCCACAACAGGACAAGCUGAUGGGACAUGUCCGCUUUCACCUUAUGAGUGAUGCAGAGUUGGCUGAGGUUGCCCAUUGUGCAGAUGUUGAGAUCCCCAAGAGGCAGCUGAAAGGGGAAGAUGGGCAGUGGGUAAAUGGGGGACCCAGGCAAGGCAUGUAUGAAGAGUGCAUUGUCUGCAUGACAACAGGGACAUGGGAUGAUGACUGUGUUCCACGCUCAGUAUGUAGUACCAACAUUAUAUGUUUUGACCCUAAAACAGAAACAUUUGAUAGUCUGCCACCUUUAAAAUAUGUGAGUUCUUCACACUGUACAGCUGUAGAACAUAAGCUCUAUGUAUCUGGAGGCUACACAUCUGGACCCUUAAACGGUUUGUCUUGUUCAGACACUCUGUAUGAGUACAGUGUUUUUACUGGUAAGUGGACGCAGCUCCCUUCCAUGUCUAAAUGCCGUUCAGGCCAUACCUUUCUUGCAUGUAACCAGAAGCUCUAUGCCGUGGGAGGCCAUCCGUCAAUGUCACUUGAUGUUUCUGGGGAGUGCUUUGACUUGGUGCAAAAUUCAUGGUCUCUGAUUGCUGACAUGCCAUUUCAUCUGGUCAGGGUUGCCUCUGCGGUACUCAAGGCCAAAUUAUACCUAAUAGGUGAACAGGGUUAUGGGUAUUCUGGUCGUGUUUCGUCUCAGGGGUUUCUGAUCUAUGAUACUAAUUUGAAUAGAUGGACAGAAAGGGUUGUAGGUACUGAGCUCUGGAGCAUGACUGCUAUCACAAUGGAUAAUGGGAUAUACCUUGUUGGUAUGCAAACAAAAGAUUUCUGGAGCCGUGAAGCUUUUUGUGAUGAAAACAAGUGUGUUUUCCUCACCGAGGACUGCAACGUGUGCCUCAACCGAAUUCCAAAGUUCCCGAUCGAUGUUGCCAACCCUGGUGGUGUUCAGUGGCAGGGUAGGAUCUAUGUGUUGGGAGGUGAAGGAGAAGAUGACAUAUUUAACCCUUGUAAUAGUAUUUACCAUUGGGCACCUGGUGAGUCCAACUGGACUCUCUGCCCAAGAACUCUCCCUUUUGAUAAUGAAGAACGCUAUGCCUUUGGAAAUGUGACCCUAAAGAGGCCCAAGAAAAUCCUCCCUCUUAAAAGACGUAUAUAGCCUUGAGAGCUUUGUUGGCAGGUAUUUAGUGUCUGUCUGCAUUGCAGGAUGCAGCGCUCUGUGGAUUUUCCACAAACUGUGUGAGCAUGUAUACUCACUCACUAGAGUCUACACAGUUUAUAGCACAUGUGAGAAUGAAGCCUUUUGUCAUAAGGCUGGCAGUGAACCAGCAGUUACAAGAACCCAGUGGGCUUUGCAUAAGUGGAAAACCCUAAGUGCAGCUGGAAGUAGGCAAAUGAUAAGUGAUGUUGGAUCACAGGAUGGAAGUAUAAGUGAGAAACAGCAGCAGCCAGUCAGGUGAUUGCAGGGGUACAAGAAACUGCAGACCUGGGUCAUAGAUGUUUUUGAGGAAAAAUGUGCAACUGAUGAUUCUAAGUAUGACAUGCAGUGAUGCCAUAGCAACCAAGUGACAAAAAUGAAGAACUGAAGUAAAUGGAUAAUUAACCUUUGAAAUAUAGAAACCAUGCAGUCAGUGGGGUGUGGAAGUGGCAAAGGUAGACCGUUGCAAAUAUUCAGAUUAAGCAAACCUCAAAGCAACUCCACUUGCUAAACCUCCCAGCACCAUGCUGUGGAGGAGAGCAGGCACCAGGAUGUCGCUCAUGGUCUAAUGGAUUGCUAGAGCUGGAAGGACCCUCUGGAGGUCUGUAGUUCAACCCCCUGCUCCAGGCAGGGUCACCCCUGUCUAAGCCUGUGCUGUCAAGAGUUUGUCAAACCUCCUCUUAGAGACACCCAGUGACAGGGAUUCCACAGCUGCUCUUGGUGAUGUUCUGAACCGGUUCAAAUAAGGAGUACCCCAUCCAGCAGGACUUGACCUGUCAGGAGACCCUACCAAGCAUUUCAGCCUCAUGCCUUAACCACACAGCCACAACUCCCUGACUGGCCUGUCUUGGGUUGCUCCCAAGGAAUUCUGUAAUUAAUGUGAAUGCUGGGCUUUCGGUACUGCUUUCCUCUCUUCUAAUCGUGUCUGCUGUGUUUUAUGCUGGUGUAUUGAAUAAAGUUGCUCUCUAACCUCCUCCUUGUGGCCCUCAGUGCAAUGACAUGCUCUGCUGUAACAACUGCACUGGGAUGUGACAUGUUAAAUCUUAGUUGCCUUAACUGGAGCAAGGACCUAAGGGAGCUGUCACCCAGUGAAGAAACCAAGGCCAGCUCUUCACACCCUGGCUCCAAAACAAGCAGCAGCAUAGCCGUAUUCGCACAACCCUGCUCCCACACUGA
Messenger RNA from Alligator sinensis (Chinese alligator), 3641 nucleotides. RefSeq names its product kelch-like protein 7. The record is from RefSeq and is a predicted model, not a curated record. The coding region runs from base 666 to 2426 and encodes 586 amino acids. Gene Ontology annotation, molecular function: protein binding. The transcript is spliced from 5 exons. Lineage: Eukaryota; Metazoa; Chordata; Crocodylia; Alligatoridae.